AUGUCGAGUUCAUGGGCUCCAAACGAAACGCACUAUCAGAUGGACAUGGAGAAGAUAUGGCUUCAAGCAAGCAUCAUGGAAACCCUGCCUUACGGCGUUGAGCUAACGCUCUUCGCCAUGUGCGCCAUCACCCUACUUCAGAACCUGGACCGGUCCAACUUGAGGCGACAACUUUACCUGUUGACGUUCAUCACAGUCAUUUUCGGAUUGGGAACGAUAUGCAACUUUAACACGAACGUUUUUCCUGAUGAAGCCUUCAUCGAAUACCGAAACUUCCCGGGAGGACCGGGCGCGUUCUUAAGCGCCAUGUUUUCCGACACCGUCGGAUUGGUGAACAGCGUGUCUUGGGUAGUGAGUAAUUGGCUCCUGGACUUAUUCUUGAUCUGGAGAUUCCUCAUCAUCUACGGAGACUUCAACCGGUCAUGGCUGCGGGUGCUGCUACUGUUUCCCGGUAUCAUGGUUUUGACGUCAAUCGGUAUGUGGAUACACAAGUCCAAUGACUCAUCGAACUCCACACCAUUCGUAGUUGCGAACCUCACUCUUUCGUUCUACGUGAUCUCGCUUGCAGCGAACAUCAUCGUGACGAUCUUGAUUGCGGGCCGUCUGCUUGUCUAUCGACACCACGUGAAGAACGUUCUCGGCGCGCACCACGCAAACUUCUACGCCAACGUCGUGGCGAUCUUCGUCGAAUCUGCGGUGCUUUACUCGGUCUUCGCGUUGACAUUCCUCAUUACAUUCGGGUUGAACAAUCAAGUCUCCGACUUUUUUCUCAACUACGUGAACAACAUCCAGGCGAUCAGUUCUUUCCUCAUCAUAUAUCGAGUUGCGACGGGGAAAGCAUGGACCGAACACACCACCGACGUGCAGAUCAUGGGAAGUACCCGCAGCAACUCAAUCAAGCUAAGGCCCCCCACGAGCAUUCAAUUUGCUCACAACACCUCUGCGGACAUCACAGACUCGAUGCAGAUCUCGAGCAAAGAUUUGGGUAUCGUGAUUUCAGCAAAAAUUGAGCAAGAUAAAAGAGGUGAUCACAAUGUGUAG
Rhodofomes roseus is the source of this 1041-nucleotide messenger RNA. RefSeq lists its product as uncharacterized. The record is from RefSeq and is a predicted model, not a curated record. The coding region runs from base 1 to 1041 and encodes 346 amino acids. The transcript has 6 exons. Lineage: Eukaryota; Fungi; Basidiomycota; Agaricomycetes; Polyporales; Fomitopsidaceae.